Lactuca virosa is the source of this 348-nucleotide messenger RNA. NCBI's taxonomy places the organism in Eukaryota, Viridiplantae, Streptophyta, Magnoliopsida, Asterales, Asteraceae. The record is from the annotation of a GenBank genome assembly.
AUGCUCAACCCAUGGCAAACCCAUCGAGAAACCCUUUCCUCAUUGUUUCUUUCAACUUUCCUUCAUCACAAUAUGUCGAGACAACACCAAUAUUACCUCUUUCUCCUUUUCAUCCUUUUCUUGAAUGCAACAUUCUCAACAAUUAAAGGCCGUCGACUCAUUGACCCAGGAACGGAAGAGACAAAUGACCUCAAUGUUCAAGUACUCUCAGAGACUUCAAGCUCCGCGCCAAGAGCAAGAGGCCUGCAUAGAAGCCUAGUUGGGGUUGCACGCUCGGGUCCAAGUCCUGGUGACGGACAUAAGCAUGUUGAAGACAAUGCCAUUGCCAAACGCAAAACCACUAAUUAG